AUGGAUUUGAAAGGUAGGGUACUUGUGGUUUGCUUGCUGCUGUCUGCUUUUUUUCUGAGUGCUUUUGCGGUUGCUGUGGCUUUGGAAGAUCCAGAGCUGAAGCAGUGCAAGCACCAGUGCAAACACCAGCGAGGGUUUGAGGAGUGGCAGAAGCAACAGUGCGAGAGGAAGUGCGAGGACUACAUCAAGCAGAAGAGGGAACAGGAGGACCAGCGGAGGAGGUGGGAAGGAGGAGGAGGAGGAGGAGGAGGAGGGGAAGGAGGAAGUUUUUACAUACGUGAGAGAGAGGAGUUCGAGGGGCGAGGGCAACAACAACAACAACAAGGAGACGAGAAUCCUUACUUCUUCGAAGACCAGCAUUUCGAGACGAGGGUUCAAACUGAGGAAGGUAGGGUUCAGGUUCUGCAGAAAUUCAACGAAAGGUCUGAUCUUCUGCGUGGGAUUGAGAAUUUUCGAGUCGGGUUUCUCGUCACGGAACCUCAUGCAUUCGUUGCUCCAACUCAUCUUGAUGCUGAUUGUGUCCUAUUUGUUUGCCAAGGCCGGCCAACAAUCACACUGGUGAGGGAGGAGAAGAAAGAGAGCCACAAUCUUGAACGUGGAGAUCUCUUUAGGAUUCCGGCAGGCACCCCAUUUUAUAUACUCAACAGAGACGAUAAUGAAAGGCUCCAUAUUGUCCAACUUCUCAAAGCAGUCUCUACCCCCGGCGAAUACGAGGCGUUUCACUCGGCCGGCGGCCAAGACCCCGAAUCCUUUUUCAAAGCAUUCAGCCCCGAAGUUCUCCAAGCCGCUUUUAAGACGGAUAGGAAUAAGUUGGAUAGGCUAUUUGGGCAGCAGACGCGAGGCAGCAUCAUAAGGGCCUCCAAAGAACAAGUACAGAGAAUGAGCCAGCAGCAUGGUCAUGGCGGCAGUGAAGGCAUUUGGCCGCUGCCUUUCCAUGGCGGUGAAUUAACUUCAAAAGAUUCAUUCAAUCUUUUUAAGAAGCAUCCUUCCCAAGAAAACAAGUUUGGCCGUCUCUUUGAAGCCGAUUUCAAAGACUUCAAGCAGCUUCAGGAGUUUGACCUCCUCGUCUCCUUUGCUAACAUCACCAGGGGUGCUAUGGAAGGUCCAUUUUUCAACUCAAGGGCUACAAAGAUAUCAGUUGUGCUAGAUGGUGAAGGCCACUUUGAGAUGGCAUGCCCGCAUGUUGGUAAACAACGCCAGCACAGUGGAAGGUCGCAGCAGAGACAAAAGAGCAGCCCAACUUACCAAAAGAUGAGAGGAGACUUGAGGCGAGGAGCGGUGUUUGUUGCCCCCGCCGGCCAUCCUGUCACAACCAUUGCCUCAAGAAACAAUAACCUCCAACUCCUCUGCUUCGAGGUCAAUGCUCGAGACAACAUCAUGUUUCCACUGGUAGGGAAGAACAAUGUGGUGAGCCAGUUCGAUAGGCAAGCCAAGGAGCUCUCGUUUGACGUGCCGGCGAGCGAGGUGGAGAGUAUUUUCAACAACCAGAAAGAUGAGUUGUUUUUCGAAGGACCAAAUGAGCAGCCUCAGAACGGGCUUAUGCAUGAAAGUUGAGGUUUUGUGAGAAGCCCUAAGGAGGAGGAUGUUUCAGUUUUGGGGUACCGAUAUGUAUAUUAUAACGCGGUCAACUAAUGUAAAUGUUGGGUUGUAACCUUAAAUAAGAGAUCAGGACUUCUGUGGUACCUAUAUGUAUAUUAUAACGCGGUCAACUAAUGUAAAUGUUGGCUUGUAACCUUAAGUAAGAGAUCAGGACUUGUAUGCCAACUAAAUGUUGUAAAUUUCGGGUUGUGACCUUAAAUAAAAGCAA
Messenger RNA from Malus domestica (apple), 1807 nucleotides. RefSeq names its product vicilin Jug r 6.0101-like. Lineage: Eukaryota; Viridiplantae; Streptophyta; Magnoliopsida; Rosales; Rosaceae. The record is from RefSeq and is a predicted model, not a curated record.